UGGGGGUUCCUGGUCGGGGGCCAAGGUCAGCUGGGUGGACGGGCAGAGGGAGCAGCAAGGUCUGAGCCCUCCCUGGGGACGUGCGUCCGCUCAGGGUGCCCUGCAGGGGACCCUGGGUCUGCAGAAGGUCCUGCUGGCCAGAGGGCAGGGCUGGGCACCCCGCCAGGGACCGGCCCCAGGCUCCGCAGGGAUUCGACUGUGGAGGGCCACCCAGGUAGCCCUCAGGGUCAAGGCAUGGAAAGCGAGGGCCCCUUACCCCAGUUCACGGGAGACCAUGAGGCCCGUGAGAAGGGACAGGCUGCCACCUGAGUCCUGGUGGCUGCCACUCUGGCAAGCACUGCAUGUCCCUGGGCCAAGGCCUCAGUCCGCCUAGCCCUAAGGGACCAACCUGGCCUUGAUAAGGCUGCCGGCCUUUAACUGAUGCCUGCUGUCUCUGGGGGGAUGGUUGCUAUAACGAAGGGGGCUGGAGACGCGUGGGGACCGAGCUGGGGGCACUUGACGCCUGAAGAAGUUGGCAGUUAUGUAUCAGAUGCCCACACCCUUCAUCGUGGCCACGCUAACAAGCAGGGGACAAGCAGCGGACGCAGCCCACACUUCCUAGCUGGAUGACCUUCACAGCUGUGUGACCUUGGAGGGCCGUCUCCCUGGUGGCUGGGAUGGAGGGCGCCCCGACUGGCCACUUCCACACGACCACUCCUCUGCUGGAGAGCUGGGCGCUGUCCCGGGAGGCGGGCGUGAAGGUCCUCCUCAAGUGUGACAACAUGCAGCCGGCCGGCUCCUUCAAGAUCCGGGGCAUCGGGCACUUCUGCCAGCAGAUGGCCAAGAGCGGGUGCAAACACCUGGUGUGCUCCUCAGGGGGCAACGCGGGCAUCGCUGCCGCUUACUCUGCUCGGAAGCUUGGCAUCCCGGCCACCAUCGUGCUCCCCGAGACCACUUCCCUGCAGGUGGUGACGAGGCUGCAGGGACAGGGGGCCGAGGUGCAGCUGGCUGGAAAGACCUUUGCUCAGAGCCCACGCUGUGCAUCCUGCCACUGGCCACUGACCAGAGCAAGUCCCAGUGGAUACCAGCGUCAAGAGGCCGGGUGGGCUCGGCCACAGGCACGCACCUGUGACGCAGGAGCAGUGGGGUCCUGGACACGGGCCGCAGCCCAGCAGGGUGCGCCUCAGACUUGGGGAGGGGGACCCGGAAAGCCCCCCCAGAAGGGUCCCCUCAGUUGGGUCUUGAAGGAGAAAUAUGAGUCUUCUCUGCGGAGAAAGGGGACAGAGAUCUGGGAUGAUGCCAAUCUGAGGGCACAGGAGUUGGCCAAGAGGGAUGGCUGGGUGAACGUCCCCCCGUUUGACCACCCUCUGAUAUGGGAAGGCAACGCCAGCCUGGUGCGGGAGCUGAAGGCCACCCUGGGGACCCCGCCAGGUGCCGUGGUCCUGGCAGUGGGCGGCGGGGGACUCCUGGCAGGGGUGGUGGCCGGCCUGGUGGAGGUGGGCUGGCAGCACGUGCCCAUCAUCGCCAUGGAGACCCGAGGGGCGCACAGCUUCAACGCCGCCGUGGAGGCAGGCAAGCUGGUCACGCUGCCGGACAUCACCAGUGUGGCCAAGAGCCUGGGCGCCAAGACGGUGGCGGCGCGGGCCCUGGAGUGCACGCGGGAGUGCAGGGUCCUGUCUGAGGUGGUGGACGAUGCGGAGGCCGUGAGCGCUGUGCAGCGGUUCCUGGAUGACGAGCGCUUGCUGGUGGAGCCCGCCUGCGGUGCAGCCCUGGCCUUCAUCUACUCGGGCCUCCUGGGGAGGCUGCAGGCUGAGGGCCGCCUGGGCCCCCUGGCCUCUGUCGUGGUCAUCGUUUGUGGGGGCAACGGCAUCAACAGUGGAGAGCUGCAGGCUCUGAAAGCCAAGCUGGGCCAAAGCUGAGGGUCCCCAAGACCCGCCCGCGAAGGCUGUGGACACGUGUGGCUGGCUCAGGGCCUCUGCUCCAGGGGAUGACUGUGGGGGCUUCCUGGACAUUCAAGAUGCCCUCCUCCUACUACUACUCCUCCAGAAAGCCCUCCAGAACUGCUCCUGGGGCUCCUGGCAGCCACGGCCAAUAAAGCCCUCUGGGCCAAGUUUGCCAUC
Molecule: messenger RNA, 2099 nt
Organism: Marmota monax (woodchuck)
Lineage: Eukaryota; Metazoa; Chordata; Mammalia; Rodentia; Sciuridae
Gene: Sdsl
Product: serine dehydratase like
Exons: 9
Coding region: 657-1898 (413 amino acids)
Biological process (GO): L-threonine catabolic process; L-serine catabolic process
Molecular function (GO): threonine deaminase activity; L-serine ammonia-lyase activity
Source: RefSeq, a predicted model, not a curated record